AUGGGUACCGGCAAAUCAGUGAAUGUCAACAGCACUAAACAAUCAUCUACAACUGCAGAGCAUGUUCUUGACCGACGACGCGUUACUCUUCAGAAAGUCCGAAGUGGCUUUCUGAUCUGUUUGAACGAUAACAACAAAGACUGGCAACGAAAUAUCGCUGACCUACAACGCUCGAUUCACAACAUUUUCACGUUUACAGAAUGUGAUUCAUGCAUUGAAUUUCUACAAACUAUUAACGAUACAAAAGCUUGUGUGACCAUUGUUGGAUCACUUGGCCAACAACUCGUCUCUCGUAUUCAUGAUGUACCUCAGGUAGAAACAAUUUUCAUCUUUUCGGACAAUAAACAACGUGACGAGUCAAUCACGAAGGUUUGGUCAAAAAUCAAAGGCAUCUACACCGACAUCGCAUCCUUGACUGACGCACUCAAACAAGCAGUUCAACAUUUCGAACAAAACGGUAUGCCUGUUAGUUUCGUCGCUUCAACAAAGAAUUUCGAUCAGUUGGAUCUCUCGUUCAUGUAUACUCAUCUUCUCAAGGAAGUCAUUUUAACUAGCGAAUUCGAAGAGAGACAAGUCAAAGAAUUUACGGACUAUUGUCAAGAGUUGUUCGCAGGUAACGACGAAGAAUUAAACGAUGUGAAAGAAUUCGAAAGCAAAUACCACAAGGAAACAUCGAUAUGGUGGUAUACCAAGGAUUGUUUCCUGAAACCGAUGCUUAAUCGAACAUUACGGUUGAUGAAUGGAGAAAUUAUCACACGGAUAGGCUUUUUCAUUGCAGAUUUGCAUCGACAAAUCGAACAAUUGUAUACGGAACAAUACAAAAGUGAGUCGGCACCUUCCGGAACGUUCACAGUCUACUAUGGUCAAGGUUUUAGCAAGACAGAUUUCGAACAAUUGAAAAAAUGCCGCAGUGGAUUGAUCUCGUUCAAUAAUUUCCUAUUGGUUAACAAAAAUUCCAAGGCUUCGCUUAGUUUUGCUCAAGAUCUGUCAACCAAAGGUGAUCUAGUCGGCAUCAUGUUUGUGAUAAAUGUUGAUCCCUCGCAAUCGAGUGUCCCAUUAGCUGCGAUUCGCGAUGUCAGUUACUCACAAACGGAAGAUGAAUUCUUAUUUUCAAUGCCAUCGAUCUUCCGAAUUAAUGAUAUCAAACGGCUGACUGCGAAUAAUCGACUUCAAGAAGUACAUUUGACUCUUGUCACCGAUAAAGACAAAGAUCUCACAACAGUGAUGAAUUAUAUUCGACAAGAGAGUUGUCCAGAGAAAGAAGGAUGGUGUCGAUUAGGUGCUGUUUUAGUUAAUAUGAAUUAUUUCGAUAAAGCGGAACAACUGUACGAAUUUCUGCUCAAUCAAACGAAAGAUGUGAGUGAAAAAGCAAUCAUUUAUUAUCAAUUGGGCUUGAUCGAAGAUAAACAAGAAAAGUAUCGAGAAGCAGUCAGUUUCUAUGAAAAAUCAUUAGCUAUCUGCCAGAAAACGCCAACGACCGAUCAGCUCGAUUUAGCCUAUAUUCACUACAACAUUGCAAUGGCAUAUUCAAAAAUUGACAACAAUAUCAAAGCACUUUCAUCACAUAAAGAAGCUUUGAAAAUCCGUGAGCAGUUGCUACCUCCGGACCAUAUAGAUCUGGCGAGAUCCUAUGUCAAUAUCGGUUUACUGUAUGUCGAUAUGAACGAGUAUCCAUCAGCGCUUGCUUUUUUCGAAAAAGAACUUGCAAUUAAUCAAAAAGUUCUCUCUCCAAAUCAUCCGGAUUUAGCUGUUUCGUAUAUGGAUAUCGGAAUGGUGGCUUAUAACACAGCUAAUUAUCCGAAAGCAUUAGCUUCGUUCGAAAAAGCACUCGAAAUUCGACAGAAAACACUGGCAGCGAACGAUAUUGCCUUAGCUGAACUUUACAACAACAUCGCAUUAGUGUAUAACAGCAUGUCUGAACAUGCAAAAGCGCUCUCACAUCAUGAAAAGGCUCUUGCCAUUCGAGAGAAAGUCUUACCGAAGAAUCACGCGGAUUUCGGCGCAUCUUUCAACAACAUCGGUGUGACAUAUGAAAAUAUGAACAAUCACGCGAAAGCUUGUUCGUUUCUCGAACGAGCUAUUGAAGUUGGAGAACGUUCACUCGCACCGGAUGAUCCCGUUUUACAAAUACGAAAAGAUAAUCUUGAACGUAUUAAGAAAAAAAUGUGA
Molecule: messenger RNA, 2169 nt
Organism: Adineta ricciae
Lineage: Eukaryota; Metazoa; Rotifera; Eurotatoria; Adinetida; Adinetidae
Source: the annotation of a GenBank genome assembly